UUUCAUGGAAAAUUCAUAUUCAUUUGGAAUGAAUUUUUUCUAAACGAAUUCAAUUAUCGUCUUUUCAGCUGCGCCUCAUUCGCCUAUUUACCCCUAUGGAAUCAACUUAUGCAUCAUUAUUUUCCGCCAAAAAAUUUCACAGAUCGGUGUUGGCAACCAGAUGCAGGUAUCGGUACCGUACCCUGCACCUCAGCAUGUUUCACGCUUGUCGAACGUAUCGAUCAGCAAGAUUUUUUUACUGAACAACGAGGUGUGCUACGAGGAUGUGUCGAUCGACUAUUGUUAUUUGGUCUAGACGAUGAUGUUCGGAGUGUUCUGUCAGCUUACACCAGCCAGCGAGUGUGCAGAGAAACGAAUCGGAAAAUUCUGCGUCUCUACCCGUUGAGCACCGAUAGUGAUGUGGUAAGUCAUAUCGAUUGGUUUCGUAUGCGAAUUUCGACUUCUAGAAAUUUCGAUUUUUUCAUUAAUCUCUUCUAUAUGCAUUGGCUAUUCAUUGCCAACAUAUGA
Messenger RNA from Haemonchus placei, 507 nucleotides. The record is from the annotation of a GenBank genome assembly. Lineage: Eukaryota; Metazoa; Nematoda; Chromadorea; Rhabditida; Trichostrongylidae.